CUAUCACAUGAACGGGUACUUUUCCCUGUGAAUCUUUUGCUCAUGAAACACACAUGCAGUCUCUGUGAAAGGAGAGCAGAUAAAAUUCUUCCAGUUACCUGUACGUGUUUUAGGAGCAUUUCUGGCUGUCGUAUCACCUGUGUCUAGUCUCUGAAGAUCUUGAUUUUCAACAGCGUUUAAAUCCAUCUAUUUAUCUGGAUCCUGACAUCGCAUUUGUUUGCUCACCUCCAGUUUCUUUUUCUGCUUCAGGAGAAAUGUUGCUUCGCAAUGCUAACAAAAUGAAAAUAUUGUUCUACAGCCAUAUACUUACUUUGCUGAUGGCUUUUAGAGGUUCCUCUCAGUGUGAGACUGAAGAGAGACUGUUCAGCAAGCUCUUUGCUCAUUACAAUCAGUACAUUCGGCCAGUGGAAAAUGUAUCUGAUCCUGUUAUGGUACAGUUUGAGGCUGCAAUAACUCAGCUUGUUAAUGUGGAUGAAGUCAAUCAAAUCUUGGAGACAAACUUGUGGCUUCGCCAUAUUUGGAAUGAUUACAAGUUGCAGUGGAAUCCUGUGGACUUCGAUGGCAUUGAAUUUAUGCGUGUCCCAGCAGACAAAAUUUGGAAACCUGAUAUUGUUUUAUAUAAUAAUGCUGUCGGAGACUUUCAAGUUGAAGGAAAGACAAAGGCCUUACUUAAAUAUAAUGGCUUAAUAAACUGGGCUCCACCAGCAAUAUUCAAAAGCUCAUGCCCAAUGGAUAUAACUUUUUUUCCAUUUGACCAUCAAAACUGUUCAAUGAAGUUCGGGUCUUGGUCUUAUGAUAAGGCAAAAAUAGAUCUCUCCAUCAUUGGGUCAAAAGUUGACAUGAAAGAUUUUUGGGAGAACAAUGAAUGGGAAAUAAUAGAUGCUUCCGGGUACAAACAUGAUAUCAAGUACAAUUGUUGUGAAGAGAUCUACACAGAUAUAACCUAUUCUUUUUAUAUCAGAAGACUGCCCAUGUUCUACACCGUUAAUCUUAUAAUGCCCUGCCUCUUCAUUUCAUUUUUAACAGUGCUGGUCUUCUACCUUCCAUCAGAUUGUGGGGAAAAGGUCACUCUUUGCAUAUCAGUAUUGCUUUCCUUGACUGUGUUUUUGUUGGUAAUCACUGAAACAAUUCCAUCUACUUCUCUUGUAAUUCCACUUGUUGGGGAAUAUCUCUUAUUUACUAUGAUAUUUGUAACUUUGUCUAUAGUGGUCACAGUAUUUGUGCUCAAUAUCCACUACCGCACUAGAACAACGCAUAAAAUGCCUGGGUGGGUAAAAGAUGUCUUCUUGAAACAUUUGCCUAAAUUGCUCAUGAUGAGAAAGACUGUGGGGAAGAGAGAUCGACCUGGUUCCAAAAGAACCAAGAAGAGAACUAGCAGUAAGACAACAAAACUGACAACCUCCGAGUGCAGAGAUGUCGAAGUGUUUGAAGAGGAGACAUAUUAUCACUGUAUGAAAUCAAGGGAAAGAAGUGCCAGAAGCCGCAGACUACAGCAGCGGGAACUUUGUAAUGCAGCUGAACAAUCUCCUGGUGAAAUGAAAGAUGUUGUCGACAGUAUUCAGUUUAUGGCGGAAAACAUCAAAGAUCAUAAUGAAAGGAAGGAGGAAGAAGAUGACUGGAAGUAUGUUGCUAUGGUCAUCGAUAGAGUCUUUCUCUGGGUGUUCAUUAUCCUGUGUGUAUUAGGAACCACCGGUUUGUUUCUACAGCCUAUGAUGGAUCUGAAGAAAACAUAACACUUUUAUAUAGGGAAUUUUUACAUGUCAUUCUUAUAGAAAUCAUAAAGACACUACUCAUACAAACUCACAGAUGUUUAUUUCAUUAAGUCCAUGUACAGUCACUCCUAGUAACAGAAGAGAGUGCACUUGCAUAUCAUAAUAGAUGCCAAAUACAGAUUCAACAAAUAAGAGAUAUAGGGUGGAAUUCAAAUGUUUGAAAAGUCGGUUGGGUGUCUGUAUUUUCCUGUCUAUUAGAGUGGAAAAAACAGACUCCCAACUGACUUUUCAGACAUUUGAAUCUCCCCCAUAAUGUGCAGUAAAGAGUACAUCCAGGUGGAAUUCCCUUAGGCUGAGCAUUGUUAGUUGAUUGCACCCUAUAGUUGAGGUGAUUCUUAGUAGAGUCCCAGAGGAGGGGAUCAUUAGUUAGUGGCUAUGUUGAUUUAUUUAAGAAUGUCCCUGUCCAAUCCCUAUGAGAGGCACAAGAGAAAAAUAAGAGAGAAAACCCCACUACAAGAGAGGUGUGUAGCUUCUAUGGGGAAAACAAUUUAAAAGUAUGUGACUAUUUCAGCAGAUUAUAGAAGCAUAUUGAUUCAAGUUCAAGUAGUUCAACAUCCUACUUUAUUAACUUCCUACUGUGAGCUGACUAGUCAGCAAAGAGACUGUUUGUGACAGUAUAAGUAAAGUCAGGGCCGUAUCCAAGUUCAAGUCGACUGACAUUGUCUUGACCUUGUCUGCUUGUUCAGUGGCAUUUUGCUGAGCAGACUAUAAACAAUGUACCGAAAAAGAGUUAAGUCAAGAUAAGUAGUACUAAGCCAAGCUCAGAGUAGAAGGUUAGUGAAAUCCAUGCAGAGCUACAGAGACAUUAAACACAUAUGCAGGAUGAUGGGACUAGCGUACCAAGCCUGGAGCUGUUAGGUCAACCUAUUGAGUGAGCAACACUGACUAUAGUGACCAAAGUACUUGUGGCCUGUGUAAAAUUCCUGUCUAAGCAUACACUUAAGUGAUGUGGGAGAAACCUGAUGGUGGGAAUCAGGGGAACUGCUACAUUGGACAAUGUAAAGGACAAACGUGAGAGCGAUUAUCUCAAAGAUGUGUAUUGUUAGCUCUUGUGCAACAUCUAGGAGACACUGUAAUAUUUAUAGCAACUACUAAGUAU
Messenger RNA from Pseudophryne corroboree (corroboree frog), 2871 nucleotides. It is a transcript of the gene CHRNA6, whose product is annotated as cholinergic receptor nicotinic alpha 6 subunit. The transcript is spliced from 6 exons. Bases 255 to 1733 code for a protein of 492 amino acids. Gene Ontology annotation, cellular component: postsynaptic membrane; neuron projection; plasma membrane. Gene Ontology annotation, molecular function: transmembrane signaling receptor activity; acetylcholine-gated monoatomic cation-selective channel activity. Gene Ontology annotation, biological process: regulation of membrane potential; nervous system process; monoatomic ion transmembrane transport. NCBI's taxonomy places the organism in Eukaryota, Metazoa, Chordata, Amphibia, Anura, Myobatrachidae. The record is from RefSeq and is a predicted model, not a curated record.